AUGCUUCCAAUGACCAACGGGUUUGCAGAAAAAAAUCGUAUUGUAGAAGAUGACGAGAAGGAAAUGAGGGAUAGGAUCAUGGGUGGGGGCCAGGAACUCUCUGAGGAAGAUGAAUCGCAGAUUAAUGAGGAUGAAAAAGAUGUGAAUGAUACAGGCACGAAAUUGCUUCAGGUCCAGACUGAUGCCCAAGCUGUCACUUUGAGCCAACAGCAAGAGUCUCAAGGGCCUUUAGUUCACUGGGAGAGGUUCCUGCCUUUUCGUUCUCUAAAAGUUCUGCUUGUGGAAAAUGAUGAUUCAACUCGCCAUGUUGUCAGUGCAUUGCUUAGAAAUUGCGGCUACGAAGUUACUGCUGUAGCAAAUGGUCUACAAGCUUGGAAGCUCUUACGAGAUCUGACAAAUCACAUUGAUCUUGUUUUAACUGAGGUGGCCAUGCCUUUUUUAUCGGGCAUUGGCCUUUUAAGCAAGAUUAUGAACCACAAAACUUGCAGGAAUACUCCUGUAAUUAUGAUGUCAUCUCAUGAUUCCAUGAAUGUAGUCUUUAAGUGUUUGUCAAAGGGUGCAGUUGACUUUUUAGUGAAGCCUAUUCGGAAAAAUGAGCUUAAAAUCCUUUGGCAACAUGUUUGGAGGAGGUGCCACAGUGCUAGUGGUAGUGGGAGUGAAAGUGCUGUACGGACUCAAAAAUCCACGAAGUCAAAGAGUGCCGAUGAGUCCAAUAAUGGUACUGAUAGCAAUGAUGACGAUGACAUUGGAAGCAUUGGUUUUAAUGCAAGGGAUGGAAGUGACAACGGAAGUGGUACCCAGAGUUCUUGGACAAAGAGGGCCAUCGAAGUUGACAGCCCCAAACUAAUGUCACAGUGGGACCAGGAUCCUCCUGAUAGCACGUGUGCCCAGGUUAUUCACUCAAGGCUUGAGGCAUGUGACAACAACUGGGUGCCUGUGGCUACAAUGAAGAAGUGUGGAGAGCAGCGUGAUCAACUUGAUAAUAUUGUCAUGGGUAAGGACUUGGAGAUAGGAGUACCUAAAAUUCCAAAUUUGCAGCUUAAAGAUCCAAGGGAAAAGGUAUUUACCAACAUAGCAGGUAAUAAUGGAGAGAAAUUUCCUGAAAUAAAAUCAAAACAGGAUGGUGGGCAUUUAGAGAAAGCACAAUUGGAGCUCAACAGUGAGAAACACAAUACAGAAUUGAGAAACCAAGGGGAUGAUCUAAAGGGUGUUAGUCCUCAGAUUGAUAGUGUAGUCUUAGACAUCCCUAACGAUCUCUUCUCUAACAAAAAAAAUGAAGUCUUCUAUGAGACCAAGGAGAUGCCUUCUCUUGAGUUGAGUUUGAAAAGGCUGAGAGAUAUUGGAGAUGCUGGGACCAGUGCCCAUGACCGAAAUGUGUUGAGACAUUCGGACCUUUCAGCAUUCUCUAGGUAUAAUUCUGCCUCAACUGCUGAUCAGGCUCCAACAGGGAAUGUAGGUAGCUGUUCGCCUCUUGACAAUAGUUCAGAGGCAGCAAAAACAGAAUCAGUGCAAAAUCUUCAAUGUAACUCAAAUAGCACGCCUCCUAAUCAACGUUCCAAUGGAAGUAGUAACAACAAUGACAUGGGCUCUACAACUAAUAAUGCUUUCACCAGAUCUUUGGUAAUCAGUGACAAGCUAGCACCCAAAUUUAUAGUUAAAUGCCUCCAUCCUUCUUCUGCCUUCCAGCCAGGUCAGAAUGACUAUACAUGUCUUCCUCAGCCUGCAAUACAGGGAAAAGGUGAUGCUCCAAUUGCUAAUGCAAUUCUGGCACAAUCAAGAGGCAUGAACCAGCAAGGCCAAGUGCAGCACCAUCAUCACUGUAUUCAUAACAUGCCCCAGCAGCAGCAGAAGCUUGCCAACCAUGAUGAUUGGUCUUCAAAAAACAUGGCAGCUGCAGCUCCCCGGUGUGGAUCAUCUAACAUUUUAAGCACACCAAUGGAAGGAAAUGCUGGCAAUUACACUUUGAAUGGAAGUGCCUCGGGAAGUGACCAUGGGAGCAAUUGCCAGAAUGGAAGCAGCAUCGCUUUGAAUCCCAGAGGAAUAAACAUGGAGAGCAAUAGUGGGGCAGCUGGUGAAGGUGAAAUUCCUGGAACAGAUGAUGGAAGUGGGAGCAGGAGUGGAGUUGGUCGAAACUGCUUUGCACUGAGAGAGGCUGCAUUGAACAAAUUCCGCCAGAAGAGGAAAGAGAGAUGCUUUGAGAAGAAGGUUCGAUACCAGAGUAGGAAGAAGCUGGCAGAACAAAGACCGCGGGUUCGAGGACAAUUUGUACGACAAGCAGCACCUGAACAUAAAGAUGAGGAUGAAGAUAAUGUUACUGCAGUAUUGACUACUGCUCCAGAGAAGGGGCAGUUCCAAGCCAGGCGUUGCAUCUGCAGAAAUCUCUUGUCAGCUUCUUACACUGCGGAACCAUUUAGCAUAUCAGUUGUCCCCACUGCUUGUUCUGGUGUAACCAAGAUACUUUAUGUGACAUUUGGAGUGCAUACAUCCAUGCUUAUGGAGUUGGUUAUGAUGGUAUACUGA
Dovyalis caffra is the source of this 2520-nucleotide messenger RNA. Lineage: Eukaryota; Viridiplantae; Streptophyta; Magnoliopsida; Malpighiales; Salicaceae. The record is from the annotation of a GenBank genome assembly.